AUGCUGUUGCACAUGGACUUAACUUUGGACCUCCAGAAGGGUGUAAUUUCUUCCAUCACUCAGAAGGACGAUGGCGAAAGUUUAAAUACCAAUUAUUUGACUCCUUAUCUGGAAUCUUUGGGACCAAACUUCACAAACGGGGCUAAUUUUGCAAUAAGUGGUUCAUAUACUCUUCCUAGAUCUGUUCUAUUUAGUUUGGAUGUUCAAAUUCUUCAGUUCAGAAGAUUCCACAAUCCAAAGGACUUCAGAAAUGCCCUGUACACGAUUGACAUCAGUCAAAACGAUCUGUCUGUAGCAUUUGGGCAUCUUUCCUAUGUGCAAGUUACAGAAAAAGUGCCUUCCUUUAUCUCUGAAAUUGAAGAUGCUAUCCGGAGUCUCUAUCAACAAGGCGUGAAAAAUUUCUGGGUUUACAAUACUGGUCCAUUGGGUUGUUUGCCUCAAAAAUUUGCCACAAGUAGCAAAAAUGUAAGUGGUUUGAAUCCGUAUGGAUGCCUUCAUCGUCUUAAUGAAGGUGCAAGAGUAUUCAAUGAAAAACUAAGAGCACUAUGUGAAGGACUGAGAUCUGCAAUGAAGAAUGCUACUAUUGCGUACAUGGAUGUUUAUGCCAUUAAGUAUGACCUCAUUGCCAAUUCCGCUAUAUAUGGUUUUGAGAAUCCUUUAAUGGCAUGUUGUGGCCAUGGUGGGCUGCCAUAUAACUACAAUCCCAACAUUAAAUGUGGCCAAUUUGGUUACGAAGUCUGCGAAAGCCUCUCGAUACAUUAG
Ilex paraguariensis (yerba mate) is the source of this 762-nucleotide messenger RNA. The record is from the annotation of a GenBank genome assembly. NCBI's taxonomy places the organism in Eukaryota, Viridiplantae, Streptophyta, Magnoliopsida, Aquifoliales, Aquifoliaceae.